AUGUCCUCCUCUCAGCUCGGCCUCAGCGCCGCAUCGGACGAUCGAAAAGCUCGACUCGCGAAGCUCAAGAACCUCAAGCGGAAGCAACCCACCGACGAAAUCGUCGCGCCCGAGUCAGAGCGGUCCGCAUCGCCUCCCGCAGAACCCGACGUCUCCCGAUUACACGUGUCCGGCCGCAACUACGACCACGAGACGCGAGGGCCGAAGCUCGGUUUCGAGGCCCCGCCGACCCUCGGCCUCGAGAAGCAGACACUGGAGGAGCAGGCCGCGGCGCUCGAGGCAGAAGUCAAGCAGAAAGCUGUCGAGGAGGCACAAGACGACAAGGGAAUCGACUUGUUCAAACUGCAGCCGAAGAAGCCGAAUUGGGACCUGAAACGAGAACUGGACAAGAAAAUGGAGGUUUUGAACGUCCGAACCGACAAUGCGAUUGCGCGGUUGGUUCGAGAUCGCAUCACUGGCGCGCAAAAGGCCGCUGAGAAGUCCAAGACCGCCGGGAGUGGGCAAGGCGACGGAGAGGCCACGGGCAUGGAUGGUGUGGCUUUGGUGGAGGGACUCAGGGUCAGGGAGAGGGAGGAGGAGGAGGAAGAGCGACGAGAACGGGAAGAGGAUGUUGCCCUCGAUGUUUGA
This is a messenger RNA of Ilyonectria robusta, 627 nucleotides long. RefSeq names its product cwf18 pre-mRNA splicing factor-domain-containing protein. The coding region runs from base 1 to 627 and encodes 208 amino acids. The transcript has a single exon. Lineage: Eukaryota; Fungi; Ascomycota; Sordariomycetes; Hypocreales; Nectriaceae. The record is from RefSeq and is a predicted model, not a curated record. Gene Ontology annotation, cellular component: U2-type spliceosomal complex; post-mRNA release spliceosomal complex.